Symbiodinium sp. CCMP2456 is the source of this 1371-nucleotide messenger RNA. The record is from the annotation of a GenBank genome assembly. NCBI's taxonomy places the organism in Eukaryota, Dinophyceae, Suessiales, Symbiodiniaceae.
AUGGGCUCAGCCGACACAACUGAUAUGUCAUACGAUGCAGAGAAGAAUGAGACAACACCUCUGCAGCCAGGAGUUGCCGAGACAGCCUACUCGGGAAAAGCUGACGAUCAACUUGACGAAGUUGACACUGACAGACUCCUUCCACCGAAGAAUCAGACCCCCAAGGGUGGAUAUGUUCACUUGGAUGUGACCAGAAUAGUAUGUGUCUUGUUAGUUGCCAUCGAUCAUGGCGAUGGCACCUACUCAGAGUGGAAUGUAAUCUGGGACCAGCAGUGGACUCUGCAAUGGAUUGUGCUAGUUUGCGGCAUUGCCUUCUGCUUGUCCAGCAAGCCCCUUCUCAAUUUCUGCCUUCGCCUGGGCCUGUACGCGGCCAUUGGCAUUGUGGUAAACUGGGCUGCAUGGAUUGGCCUUGGCAUGGACUGGAAGCACGACUUCUUCAACGUGAUUUUCCAGAUGUGGUUUAUCAUUGGCUUGAUGCUGUAUUGCAUCAUCCUGAACCCUUUGCGAUCCUAUUUGGCGGAAGACAAGAAAGACCUGGAAGAACAUGCAAAGGAAAAGGGGCCCUAUACCUCCUCGUGGCUUGGGGCGCCGCCAGAGGAGGGCCUGUUCAAUAGCAUCCUUAUGAUGUUCUUUGUGGUCAUUGCCAUCGGCAUUGUGUGCGCGGUUUUCUUGCCAAUGAUCGUCAACCCUUUUCUGGCACCUGCGGUCCUCCACGCUUCGCAGACGCUGGGCGGCGCCGGAAAUGUUUGGGGUCUCCCUAGCACAUAUCAGGAGGCAGAGGACUUCGUAGCUUGCCUCUGCCGCUACGCUUUCCUCACAUUCUCAAACCUGUUCCUGAUGAGGGCGAUUCGUUCAACCAACAUCAAGCCCAGUUUCAUCCCAUGGGUGAUGAUGGCGAACUCCGCCGUAAAUCGAUCCGGCUUCUAUAGAGGCCCGGAAGAGAGGCCAUUCCAUUUGCUGGACCUGAUGAUCUUGAGCAUGGUCUCGUUCGCUUAUGGAGUCAGAUAUCGGAAACUCGUGGGUGACUACAUUUGCCGGUAUUGGUUUCUCGUGCUUAUUGCCUUUGGGCUAACGUGGCCGCCAUCUCUAGAUGUACGACUCGACGUGCAUCCCACUCAUAAUCUCGUCUUGAGAUCCAAAGCCGAAAUCAUGGAGACGGUUUGCAUCCUUGCUUGGCUGUGUGCCUCCGACCGCUUCUUCCCCAGAGAGAUCUUCACAGAGGACAGACUUGGAUUUCUCAACGACUGGGCCUUGCUGCUCUUCCUUGUCCACAAGGCUGUGCACAUGAUCUUUGGAUUGCCGCUUUCCUGGUUCGUACUGAUUGGACUGAUGCCAGUCGCCUGGGUUUUCAGGCGCCGCGAGACUCAGUGA